AUGUUGAUCGAUUCGGGAAAUGUUCCGAAAACUCAACGAGACGUAAAGAAGAUUAAAGAAGGGGGAGAUGCUGAGUGUGACCAGACCGCUCCUCCAAGACGUACUUUUACGCUUAAAGACUUCGAUAUUGGCAAACCAUUGGGCAAAGGCAAAUUUGGGAGUGUUUAUUUAGCACGAGUCAAAGGGGUGAACUUCAUUGUUGCCCUGAAGAUACUUUUCAAAUCGCAGUUAAUGAAAGCCAAUGUCGAGCAUCAGCUGAGACGCGAAAUCGAGAUACAAGGACAUUUGAGACAUCCUCAUAUUCUGCGUCUUUAUAACUAUUUUGAUGACGAAAAACGUAUCUACUUGAUUCUGGAAUAUGCGGAACGGGGCGAAUUGUAUAAAGAACUGCAGAAAUAUCAACGAUUCGAAGAAGAGCGCGCUGCCAGAUUGAUGUUCCAAAUGGCCGACGCCCUGCAGUAUUGCCAUGAAAAGAAAGUGAUACAUCGUGAUAUUAAGCCCGAAAACCUUUUACUUGGUCUUCAAGGUGAACUGAAAAUUGCCGAUUUCGGAUGGUCUGUGCAUGCACCAUCAUCAAGAAGAGCUACAAUGUGUGGAACAUUGGAUUAUUUACCUCCUGAAAUGAUUCAAGGAAACGAUCAUGACGAGAAGGUGGAUUUGUGGUCUUUAGGAGUUCUGUGUUAUGAGUUUUUGGUUGGUCGACCACCAUUCGAGAGCAAGACGAAUUCGGAGACUUACAAAUUGAUCAUCAAAGUCAGAUAUGACUUUCCACCACAUGUUUCUGGCGAGGCACGUGAUCUCAUUUCGAAGUUGUUAAAAAGGCGACCCGACGAACGACUUUCAUUGAAAGGCGUAAUGCAGCAUCCGUGGAUACGUCGAUAUGUCGACAAGAAACGAAUUUGA
Molecule: messenger RNA, 903 nt
Organism: Anisakis simplex (herring worm)
Lineage: Eukaryota; Metazoa; Nematoda; Chromadorea; Rhabditida; Anisakidae
Source: the annotation of a GenBank genome assembly